Molecule: messenger RNA, 2064 nt
Organism: Folsomia candida
Lineage: Eukaryota; Metazoa; Arthropoda; Collembola; Entomobryomorpha; Isotomidae
Gene: Hexim
Product: protein HEXIM1
Exons: 2
Coding region: 169-1317 (382 amino acids)
Biological process (GO): negative regulation of transcription by RNA polymerase II; negative regulation of cyclin-dependent protein serine/threonine kinase activity
Cellular component (GO): cytoplasm; nucleus; nucleoplasm
Molecular function (GO): cyclin-dependent protein serine/threonine kinase inhibitor activity; 7SK snRNA binding
Source: RefSeq, a predicted model, not a curated record
GAGUGAGAGAGGGACUAGUUUUCCUCUCGGAGAGGGGAGCGUGGUCCGCCGCCUACUUAAGAGAAUGGGCUCGCUCCUUGGGCCCCAGUGUGUCAGCAGCAGUCGGAGAGGCAACAACUCUCAAUACUAAAUUCAGAGCAGCAGCAACUUGUGUGUAAAUGCGAAGAAAUGUCGGGAGGGUUGGAGAUGGAGAGAAUUCACGGUGGUGGUGGUGGUGGCGGAGUUGAGCAGCAGCAGCCACAGGGCGGAGAGAAGGAGGUGCUAGAAAAGUUGAUCUCGUCCACAACCACGGCAGCAGCCAGCAACAACAACAAAGUGAAUUUGCAUGGAAAAGGCACUGGUAGAAAUAACCAUGCUAACAGACAACAAUUCAACAACAACCCCCCUGGAAAUUAUAACAAUUCAAAUAACAACAAGAAACAGUUUCGUCGCCAUCAUCGAAGACAGCAUCAGAAUGCUCAGAGAAGGAUGAACAAUUCCAAUUUCCAUGAACACCAUGGAAAAAGAAUCCGAAGAAAUACUCAACCCGCGCCGAAUAACACAAAUGAAUUUCUCAUGCAGGAGCACGACCAUUUGUAUCAUCUUGAUUUCAAUGAUGACGAAUUUGAACAACGUCACGGAUAUAUCGACUUCAACCCGAGUCAUCUCUAUUCAAACCCGGAGGGGAUGGUAGAUGCCAAUCAUGCGUUUAGCUUCCUACGGGAUACUAAUACGACCAUUUCUAGUGGACCUGCUAAUUCCGGAGGAGCUUUCUACUCUUCCUCGGAGGACGAUCAAGACUACCUGAGCCGAGAAUUCUCUGCCACAUACGAUAUCGUCAAUGCAGAAAGGUUAAGUUCCAUGACGAAAGCUGAACUUAUCUCAGAGUAUCAAUUGCUUCAGGACAGGGUGGAAUUGUUGGAGAGAAAAUUAAAGACUGGAACGGAUGUGUACGGUACUACCACCAUCACAACAACGACGACGGAUGGCAAGAUAAAUACUUCCUCCAACCCUUCUUCUUCCAAUGAAAUGGUCGUUGAACUAUUUUCACCCCCCACCAAUACCAAUAUCGUCACUGCAUCUACCUCCAAUCCCAGCGAUGAUGAUGGUGAUAAAGGAGGAGGAGGAGAGGAAGAAGGAGAUGGUUCCAUCCAAGAAGAGAUUCUCAAACUGAGGGAGGAAAAUCAGAAGAUCAAAGCUGAUAACAAGUACCUACGCAAGAUGACUUUGAAACAAGGGAAGGAAGAUGGUGACGAAGUCGUCGGGAUGGAGGAGGAUGACGACAUGGAGGCUGAUCGGGCAUCCACCGACAGUGGGACUGGUGGGAUGAGCAAGUAAGAAAAAUCCUCAUCCAAACGACAUUCUACUUCGAUUUUCCGUCAAUUAAAUGCGCUCUAGUUGUCAUUAUUUGAACCCAACCAAAAAUACCCGAUGUGUUACUAAAUUUAUAGUGUUGAUUAUGUAUAAGAUAAUAUGCAUAUCUUUAUAUUACAUUCAAUGUAAACAAUUAUUUGAUUUUUUUUCUACGCUGCUGACUCUUAAAUUCAUGUUUCCAAAUUUAUGUAUGAUGAUGUUUUGAAAUCUAUUACGUAUUAUGCACAAUAAUAUUUUAAAUAAUGAAAAAAUGAAUGACUAUUUUUUUCAAAAAAUGAGUAUAAUAGAGUGGAGAAAUUACUUUACUACGAUAAUAUUGCUAUUCUUAUUAAUAUUUUGAUGAAUGGAAUUAAUCUUGACAUUUUUGUUAUUAUUGUUUUUAUUCAACUUAAAAAAUUAUUCUAGAUGACAGAUCCACGCAUGGAAAUUCUAAUGACUAUUUAAUAAUUGAGCAAUUAAUUAAUGUAACUAUUUACUUUUCAAAAGUACGAUUACUUGUUUUACAAAACUUUAUUAUUAUUAUUACUUGUUCCAACCAAGUAGAACAUUUCUCAGUCAUACUUUACAAAUACGAUAGUUUAUAUUUGUCUGGACUAUUCGCCAUAAUAAUGUUCGCAUAAUAUGAAUACGCGUUAAAUGAUGACGAUGAUGAGAAAUGUGUAAUAUUAUGUAUUUUUAUGACGAACAAUAAAGUACAAAUUAAAAAUUGUA